UAAGAAAAAUCCAGCAAAAAUGGGUGACGUAAAUAAAGAUGCUGUUGAAAAAUACCUGGAGAACAAUCCUCAGUUUGCCAAGGAGUAUUUUGACCGAAAAAUGAGGGCAGAAGUGCUGGGAAGUAUCUUUAAAGUGAACCCUGGAGAUGUGAAGGAAGGAGUCAGCUUCAAAGACAUGUCUCGUCUGGAGGAAAGCAACAUACUUUUUGAGUUGAUAACAGAAAUCCAAGAUGAAGCAGGUGUUAUGGAAAAGAUAGUGCACAAGGCCCUGCAGAGGCUGGCACAGCUGCUGGCAGCUGAUCGGUGUAGUAUGUUUCUUUGUCGUUCCCGAAAUGGUAUUCCAGAGGUAGCCACCAGGCUUUUGGAUGUCACUCCAACUUCCAACUAUGAGGACAAUUUGGUAAAACCAGAAAAUGAGACUGUUCUUCCUCUGGACAUCGGGAUAGUGGGAUGGACUGCUCAUACCAAGAAGUUUUUUAAUGUACCUGAUGUGACAAAGAACAACCAUUUUUCUGACUUGCUGGACAAAAAAACUGGUUAUAAAACAGUCAAUAUGUUGGCAACUCCAAUUACACAGGGUAAAGAGGUGCUUGCUGUUCUGAUGGCACUCAACAAAUUAAAUGCCCCUGAGUUCUCAAAAGAGGAUGAAGAGGUAUUUAAAAAAUACCUCAAUUUUGUGUCUUUGGUCAUAAGAAAUCAUCACACAUCGUAUCUCUACAAUAUUGAAUCACGAAGAAGUCAGAUGCUUUUGUGGUCUGCCAACAAAGUAUUUGAAGAGCUAACAGAUAUAGAGCGGCAGUUUCACAAAGCACUGUACACUAUUCGAAUGUAUCUGAAUUGUGAAAGAUACUCCAUUGGUCUGCUGGACAUGACUAAAGAGAAGGAGUUCUAUGAUGAGUGGCCAAUCCGGCUGGGGGAGGCAGAGCCAUACAAAGGCCCCAAGACACCUGAUGGACGAGAAGUUAACUUUUAUAAGAUUAUUGACUAUCUUUUAUAUGGACAAGAAGAAAUCAAAGUCAUUCCGUCACCUCCAGCAGAUCACUGGUGUCUUAUCAGUGGAUUGCCAACAUACGUUGCUGAAAAUGGACUUAUUUGUAACAUGAUGAAUGCGCCAGAAGAUGAAUACUUCACAUUUCAGAAAGGACCAGUGGAUGAGUCCGGAUGGGUUGUUAAAAAUGUCCUGUCAUUGCCUAUUGUCAACAAAAAAGAAGAAAUUGUGGGAGUUGCAACAUUUUACAAUAGGAAAGAUGGAAAGCCUUUUGAUGAGUAUGAUGAACAGAUCAUUGAAACUCUCACACAGUUCCUAGGGUGGUCUGUUUUAAAUACUGACACUUAUGACAAAAUGAACAAGCUUGAAAACAGGAAAGACAUUGCUCAGGAAAUGCUUAUGUACCAGACAAAGGCCACUCCUGCUGAAGUUGAAUCUAUCCUGAAAUACAAGGAGAAAUUAAAUGUAAAUAGUUUGGAUGAAUGUGAUCAAAAGGAUCUCGUCAGGAUUUUGAAAGAAGAAUUACCUGAUCCAAAAGAUUUAGAACUGUAUGAAUUUCGCUUCAGUGACUUUCCUGUUACAGAGCAUGGCCUGAUAACUUGUGGAAUACGACUGUUCUUUGAGAUAAAUGUUGUUGAAAAGUUCAAAGUCCCAGCUGAGGUUCUUACGAGAUGGAUGUACACAGUCAGGAAGGGUUAUCGAGAUAUCACUUACCAUAACUGGAGACAUGGAUUCAAUGUGGGACAAACAAUGUUUACUCUACUGAUGACAGGUAAAAUAAAGAAAUACUAUACUGAUCUAGAAGCCUUUGCCAUGGUUGCUGCUGCUUUCUGCCAUGACAUUGAUCACAGAGGGACCAAUAACUUGUAUCAAAUGAAGUCAGCUGCUCCACUGGCAAAACUUCAUGGCUCUUCCAUUUUAGAAAGGCAUCAUCUAGAGUACAGUAAAACCCUGCUGCAAGAUGAGAGUUUAAACAUCUUCCAGAACCUAAAUAAGCGCCAGUUUGAAACCGUCCUACACUUAUUUGAAGUUGCAAUAAUAGCAACUGACUUGGCUUUGUAUUUCAAGAAAAGAACUAUGUUCCAAAAGAUUGUGGAUGCAAUCGAAAAAAUGGAAACAGAAGAGCAGGCAAUUAAGUAUAUAUCUAUUGACCCAACAAAAAAAGAAGUCAUCAUGGCUAUGAUGAUGACUGGAUGUGACCUGUCUGCAAUAACCAAGCCUUGGGAAGUGCAGAGUAAGGUUGCCCUCAUGGUUGCGAACGAAUUCUGGGAGCAAGGUGACCUGGAACGAACUGUGCUACAGCAACAACCUAUUCCUAUGAUGGACAGAAACAAAGGAGAUGAACUACCUAAGCUCCAAGUUGGUUUCAUAGAUUUUGUGUGUACAUUUGUGUACAAGGAAUUCUCAAGGUUUCACAAGGAAAUUACACCUAUGUUUGAUGGUCUUCAAAACAACAGGGUUGAAUGGAAAACACGAGCUGAUGAAUAUGACGAGAAGAUGAAAGCUAUUGAGGAACAAAAGAAAAAGGAAGAAGAAGCAGCUGCCCAAAAAGCAGAAAAUCCAGGUGGAGGUGAAGAAGGAAAAUCCAAAACAUGUGUAGUUUUGUAAUUCUUUGUCUCAAACUGUUCCUGCUACAGAAAAGACAUCUAGAAAGAACGUCAAUGAACCCCAGUGGAUUUCUGCUUUGCAUAGAAUAGUAUAGCUUGAUCUCUUAACAAUCCUCUUAAAACAUUUGCCAUUUGUUGGAAAUAAUUUUUAAUGAAGUAAAAAAAUGGUUACAAUUAAAAACUGAAAAUAAUA
Molecule: messenger RNA, 2788 nt
Organism: Manacus vitellinus (golden-collared manakin)
Lineage: Eukaryota; Metazoa; Chordata; Aves; Passeriformes; Pipridae
Gene: PDE6C
Product: phosphodiesterase 6C
Exons: 22
Coding region: 20-2596 (858 amino acids)
Biological process (GO): visual perception; signal transduction
Molecular function (GO): protein binding; 3',5'-cyclic-nucleotide phosphodiesterase activity
Source: RefSeq, a predicted model, not a curated record